AUGCGAAGAGAGUUAUUUGUUCGCAUAGUUGAUGCUCUGACAGAUUAUUCAGAGUAUUUUAAGUGGAGGAGAGAUGCAAUUGGAAGGAAAGGUUUGUCACCACUUCAAAAAUGCACGGCGACUAUUCGUCAAUUGGCAUAUGCAUCCCCCGCCGACUCUCUAGAUGAGUAUGUACGGAUGGGUGAGAGAACUGCUCUUGAUUGCUUGAUCAACUUCUGUCGAUGUGUGAUCGAUGUGUUUGGGGCACGAUACUUGCGAAGACCCAAUGCUGCUGACACUCAACGCUUGCUUCAAAUGCAUGGGCAGAGACACGAUUUUCUUGGAAUGUUGGACAGCCUUGAUUGCAUGCAUUGGGAGUGGAGGAAUUGCCCCGUCGCUUGGAAAGGUCAGUUUACUAGAGGCGAUUAUGGCGCCCCAACAAUAAUUCUUGAAGCUGUCACGUCUACAGACUUGUGGAUAUGGCAUGCUUUUUUUGGCGUCGCAGGGUCGCGUAACGAUAUAAAUGUUCUUAAUGAAUCACCUUUAUUUAACGCCGUCCUACAGGAAAAUGCUCCGGAUGUUAAUUUCACAGUAAACGGCACAUCAUAUACAAAAGGAUACUAUCUAACAUAUGGUAUAUACCUGGAAUGGGCUACGUUCGUGAAGAGCUUUCAUGUCCCGAGGAUCCCAAAAGGAAAAAAAUCAAGGAGAGGCAGGAGGCUACAAGAAAGGAUGUGGGGCGAGCGUUUGGAGUGCCCCAAGUUCGUUGGGCAAUAA
Messenger RNA from Zingiber officinale, 756 nucleotides. RefSeq lists its product as uncharacterized. Bases 1 to 756 code for a protein of 251 amino acids. NCBI's taxonomy places the organism in Eukaryota, Viridiplantae, Streptophyta, Magnoliopsida, Zingiberales, Zingiberaceae. The transcript has a single exon. The record is from RefSeq and is a predicted model, not a curated record.